AUGGCGCCCGGCUUGCUACUGUUUGUAUGCCUGUUGUCCAUCGGCUAUGCCCCCGCUGGCAUUGCCGGCACUGAUUGUCUCGACCCCGACGAUAUCAAGUGUGAAGGUAGUGGAGAAUGUCUCCCGUCUUGGGUCCUCUGUAACGGUUACAAUGAUUGCCCAGACGGUUCAGAUGAGGAAGAUUGCUGGAGGAUAGAAUGUCCCUUCUCCGAUGAUUUCAGGUGUACAGGUAAUGGAAGAUGUCUCUCCCGCUUUAAGCAGUGUGACGGUAAUGUGGAUUGUCCAGACAGAUCGGACGAGGGUUGCCGAGAGUGUCCCUACCCUGACGAUAUCAAGUGUGAAAGUGUCAGGCAGUGCAUCCGUGCACCUUUCGCCUGUAACGGUUACGUUGAUUGUCUAGAUGGCUCGGACGAAGAAGAUUGCUGGAACAAAGAGUGCUACAGACCUGACGAUUUCCGGUGCAAAAGUAACGGUUUAUGUGUCAAUCGACAUUUCCUAUGUAACACUCAGCGUGAUUGUGCAGACGGUUCAGAUGAGGAAGACUGCUUGAGCAAAGAGUGUGCAGACCCCAACGAUUUCAAGUGCGUGAGUAACGGAGUAUGUAUGGAACGAUGGCAACAAUGUAACGCUGAGCGCGACUGUCCGGACGGUUCAGAUGAGGAAAAUUGCUCGAGCAGAGAGUGUCCCAACUCCGAGAAUUUUAGGUGUGAACGUAGUGGAGCAUGUGUCUCUAUCUGGUGGAAUUGUGACGGUAGCGUUAACUGUCCGGACGGUUCAGAUGAGGAAGAUUGCUGGAGCAAAGAUUGUCCGAACGCCGAGGAUUUCAGGUGUGAAAGUAACGGACUAUGUGUCGAUCAACUGCUCCAAUGUAACGCUGAGAUUGACUGUCCGGACGGCUCAGAUGAGAAAGAUUGCCGGAGCAAAAAUUGCCCCAACAGCUUUCUCAAGUGUGACAGCGGAACGUGUUACCCUCCAGAAAAACAAUGUGACGGUAACGUGGACUGUCCAGUAGACGAUACAGACGAGAGAUUUUGCACACCGGAUGACUGCCCCUUGCCAAACAUUUUCUGUGGACUCGGUUUCUGCAUCAAUGAGACGAGGCGCUGCGAUGGAGUUGCCGACUGUCCAGACCGGUCUGACGAGAGUGACUGUAUGUGCACCAGUAUGGAGUUCCGAUGUGAAGACAGCGGCGGCUGUGUCAAACCGUCUGGAGUGUGCGAUGGUGUCACCGACUGUGACGACGGCUCGGACGAGAUGCUGUGUCAGACCUGUGCAGAGAAGGGACUGUGGCAGUGUGAAAGCGGCGAAUGCAUCCAGAACGCCACGGUGUGUGACGGAGACAAGGACUGCUCUUCUGGGGCAGACGAAGAGAACUGCCCUGCUCCCUGCCAUGAUCUCCAGUUGGAGUGUGACGGGGGAUGUCUGCCGAGGUACCGUGCCUGUGACGGGGUGGAGGACUGUUCCAACGGAGAGGACGAGAUUGACUGUACAGCCGGAGGUUGUGGUGCUGGGCAGUUCUCCUGUGCGGAUGGUACCUGCCUGUCAGAGUCUCGGCUGUGUGACGACCUGACGGACUGCAGUGGAAGGGAGGAUGAGGACUGUGGAGAUGAUCCACCUCCAGGAUUCCCGCUUGGUUUGGCCAGUUGGUACAUUCCCGAUGUUGACGUCACCGGCAGUUCCGAGUACAAACCGGAGUUUGGCCCAUCCCAGACUCGGUACACGACCACGUCAGGAUACUGCUGGGUACCACGUUCUGUGGAGGACCAAUGGCUUCAGGUUUACUUUGGUAAGACGACUGACGUGACCGGGGUGGUGAUCAGUGGAGGUGGCUGGAACUGGGACCUGGGCAGCUGGGUGACGUCAUUCACCCUGGCCUUCAGCAUGGACGGUGCUUCGUGGGCACCAUACACAGGCAACAGCAACGAUGUGCAGGUUUUCCAAGGAAACCGAGACCGGUACAACAAAGUGAGUCGUCCUCUCCCAGCUCCUGUGACGUCACGCUUCAUCCGUCUGUACCCAGCAGGCUAUGCAGGCUGGGUUGCCAUGGUGAUGGAAGUCUACGUCAUAAACGAUGAAAACACUUGGUUGAAGCAAGGCGAGUACGUCACAUUGGGUGUCGGACUUAAUCCCGACGAUCCAGCUGCGGUUCCGAAGAUUCCAGACCUCGACAUGACCGCUUCGUCGCGAGGGGACGACUUCUACCCAUGGCAGGCACGUCUGAACAAUGGGAAGGGACAGCAGCAGGGAGCAUGCUGGUCUCCGGACAUGACCACAGACCAAUCGACACAGGGUCCCCCUGAAGGGUUUCCAGGUCCAGGCUUGGGCACGGGCCAGUGGCCACAGGGACCUGAAGGGUUUCCGGACUCGGGCCAGUGGCCACAGGGACCUUCUGACGGGUUUCCGGACAUGGGCACGGAUCAGUGGCCACAGGGACCUGUUGACGGGUUUCCAGACAUGGGCACGGGCCAGUGGCCACAGGGACCUGUUGACGGGUUUCCAGACAUGGGCACGGACCAGUGGCCACAGGGACCUGUUGACGGGUUUCCAGACAUGGGCACGGGCCAGUGGCCACAGGGACCUGUUGACGGGUUUCCGGACAUGGGCACGGACCAGUGGCCACAGGGACCUGACGGGUUUCCGGCUCCAGACUCGGGCCAAUGGCCACAGGGACCUUCUGACGGGUUUCCUGGUCCAGACUCGGGCCAAAGCACAGAUGAGUGGCUGCAGAUUAAGCACGACAAAUUUUACGAAGUCGCCGGUGUGAUCACCCAGGGGGCGUACAACCUGGACUACUGGGUGACGUCCUACAAGCUGGAGUUCAGCCUGGAUGGACAGACAUGGACACCGUACACACACGGCACCGGGGACGGUCAGGCAAUGGUGUUCCAAGGAAACAGCGACAGUCAUCGCUAUGCUCGCAACCUGCUGGACACCCCAGUUCAUGCACUCUACACUCGCUUCUACCCACUCACCUUCCACAAGAGGGUUGCACUGAGGGUCGAGAUCCUCGUCAUAGAUGGUUCUGGGUGUGAUGUCUUCUGUAACGGGGCAUGUCGAAACAAGGACAGUUUCUGUCAGGCUUUCCGUGGAUGUGUGCCUCGGAUCUAUCAGUUUGCACCGGACAACAUUCUCUGCGAAGACAUACUGGAGGCAGAGUGUGGCCUGGACUCGCCUACAGAGUUGGAAGUGUUCGGAUGCCCGGAAAUCGACAGCCAGUUCAUUCCGUGUGGAGAUGACGUCAGCUCUGAAGUGUUCCACGAAAGCCAGGCUUGUGACGCCAUGGAAGACUGCUCCACAGGGAAGGACGAGGAAAACUGUGACGUGUGUGCGAUGGAAUGCCCGACCUAUAUCGGAGACCCCUGCAUUUCUCACCACUGGAUCUGUGAUGACCUAGAGGACUGUACGGAUGGGAGGGACGAAGAGGAUUGUGUGGAAGGAGUACCCAAGCACUGCUUCUUCACCUGCCGUGACAACGUCACCUGUCUGCCGACCCGUCAGCUGGGGGACGGGCAGCAGGACUGCGCAGGCGGGGAGGACGAAAGGCCCGGGGACGUUGAAUUCGCUCUGGGGCUCAGGUGGGGCUCCUGUAGCCUCAGCUGUUCGUCCGUCCACGGUAACGCGUCAUGCGUUCCUGACGCGUUCAGCUGCGACGAUGAUGUAGACUGUCGUGGAGGGGAGGACGAACAGGACUGCAGCGUCAUCGGACGUGGGUUAGGGGACGAGGAGACAACAGAUGAUUGCCUGACGGUGACCUGCGACCUGCCCGGGUACGCUGACCCGAUCUGCGUGCCGCCGCACCAGAUCUGUGACGGCUACCCGGACUGUGUGGGAGCGCAGGACGAGGUGGGGUGCGGCAAGGUGGACGGCGCGUCCGCUCCUACCGCGCCGAGCGUCGGUCUGCAAGCUCCCGCCGCGGGUCAAGAAGCGACCGGGGAGCCCACAGGCGGCCAAGAACCACUGACCGCCCAGCCGACAAGUGGUCAAGGAUCGCCCGAUGACCAACGAGCCGGAGCGUUCCAGGGCGAGAACCAUGGGUCGAAGGACCAGGCCAUGAUUUGGAUGGUCACCGCUGCACUGGGCAGUCAGAUUCUGUAUCGCCUGGCUUUCUAG
Branchiostoma belcheri (Belcher's lancelet) is the source of this 4110-nucleotide messenger RNA. RefSeq names its product low-density lipoprotein receptor-related protein 2-like. The coding region runs from base 1 to 4110 and encodes 1369 amino acids. The record is from RefSeq and is a predicted model, not a curated record. Gene Ontology annotation, cellular component: plasma membrane. Gene Ontology annotation, molecular function: protein binding. The transcript is spliced from 18 exons. NCBI's taxonomy places the organism in Eukaryota, Metazoa, Chordata, Leptocardii, Amphioxiformes, Branchiostomatidae.